Fonticula alba is the source of this 3335-nucleotide messenger RNA. RefSeq lists its product as hypothetical. NCBI's taxonomy places the organism in Eukaryota, Rotosphaerida, Fonticulaceae. The transcript has 9 exons. The record is from RefSeq and is a predicted model, not a curated record. Gene Ontology annotation, cellular component: membrane. Gene Ontology annotation, molecular function: mannosyltransferase activity. Gene Ontology annotation, biological process: protein O-linked glycosylation. Bases 253 to 3252 code for a protein of 999 amino acids.
CUCGAUUUGCGCCGGUAAUGUCUGUCUACAGCCUCCCCCUCCCCGGGCCUGGAGGCCGUUGAGAGAAAAAGAGGGCGUACCCAGUGGGAACGGCCGUCUCCUGCCUCUCAAGCAUAUGCCAGUUUCUGUUUCCCCUGCUCUUCCAUCUGCCUGCCCGUUCCUGCUUUCACUGCUUGCACCCCCUUCCUCUUUGCAUAUCUAGUCCACCACCCGACUUUCCAGGGUUCGGCUGUCGUGGAGUGCCCUGCCGCCAUGACGUCCAAGGAUGUGGCCACAUCGCGAACGCCAGUGCGACAGCGGCAGCGCCCACGGGCUGAUGUCGCAAACCCAAUGCAGCCCCAGGCCUCCGCCACCUCCUCGAUGCCCCCUGUCAAAGCUCCCAAUGAGGGCCUCCAAAGCGAGUGCCCCUCGCCAGCCACGCGGGUCCUCGGAAGGGGCGUGCCGGUGGCCGUGCCGGCCGGUCCGAAGAAUCCGGUGCGCGACCGGCGCAUCUGGGUCGAUUGGGUCCUAGAGCUGGCUUUGGUGCUGUUUGCCUUGCCAUUUCGCACUCGGGGCUUUGCCUUUCCCGGGUCGGUGGUUUUCGAUGAGCUGCACUUCACCCGCAUGGCUCGGGACUACCUCACCGGAUGGUUCCAUCUGGAUGUCCAUCCGCCCUUUGGCAAGAUGUUCCUGGCCUAUGCCGGCCACUGCCAAGCGCGCAUUGUGCAUUUCCUGUCGCAGAUCGGGCUCACCGGCUUUGUGGACGCCUGCGCGCGCUGGGCUGGAUUCCCGCGUUUUUCCGCGGCCGCGGCCGCACUGGAGCCCCUCGGCGAUGUGACCCGGCACCUUGGCAGCCUGGAGCAGAUUGGCUCGCACUUUUCCCCAGAGCCAACAUACUACGUGGGAAUGCGCCUGCUGAGCGUCAUUGUCGGCGUCGGGCUGCUUCCCUUGCUCUUUAAGUCGCUGCGUAUCCAGGGUGUCGGUCGGCCGUUGGCUGUCUUCAUGGCCCUGCUGCUGAUGUUCGAGUCCUCCUUCGAGGUGCAGUCGCGCUUUGCCUUUUUGGAUUCGCAACUCAUCUUCUGGUGUGGCUUUGCCUGGUACUAUUGGAUCCGUUAUGAAACUCGCUGUGAUGGAUUCCUCCAAAGCAUGGCAGCGGAGUUGCGCAACUCCGACACCGAAGCACGCUGCGAGCCCGGGCCCCGGGUGCAUGCAUCGCUUCUCGGGUGGCAGGGCCGUCUGCCGGAAAUGGAUAUCAUCUAUUGCGGAAUUCUCCUGGGUCUGGCGUGCAGCGUGAAGACCGUCGGCCUGUUCACAGUGGCAGCGGUGGUUCUUCGUUUGGUGGUGCUCACUUGGCGCCUGGCGCAGGAUCCUCGCCUUCCACUGGCAACAACACUUGCACGCGGCGUGCGGCACCUGGUGACGAUUCUCCUCUGCGUGGCUGGCAUCCUCGGGGGCUUUUACGCAUGGCACCUGUCUUUGCUGUCGGGGCACGCGCCGGCGCAUGUGAACAGCAUCGGCGGCAUUCGCCACCUGGGGCCACAUUGGUCGCAGAUGUUGACAGCGGCAGCCGACCACCCGGGUGACGAAGUGCCAAUGUCCAAGGUUGAUGUGGUCGCCUUCGGUAGCCAGGUGACACUCGGCUUGUCAUCCAACGCCCUGGACGGGGACCAUCGUGGCAGUUUCUUGUGCACGCCGGAGCUGCCAGCGGCCGCGAGUGACGCGCCGGCCGCCGCACCGGGUCACCGGCUUGUGGCUGUGGAUCGUGGGCCGCUUUGCCGGCAGGCACAUUGGACGGUGGAACUGGCGGACCGGGACAUCGCCUCGGCGGAGGCCUCGGUAACGACGUCACCCCAGCUUCGCCCGAACUCGUUCCUCCGCCUUCGAGAUGCCGCGUCUGGCAGUCUGCUCACUGUGGCCCGGGGCACCGAUCAUCGUCCCGAUGCUCCGGACUUGGUGGUGAUUGCCACAAACUCGACGAAGGCCCUCGCUCGGGAUGUGUGGCGAUUGGAGCCGGUUGCCAGCGCCUGGCCAGGGCCACUGUCCCUCUCGCAGCCGCAUCUGGGCACAUACCUCCAGUCUGAGCCGGAUGGCGGGGCGGUUGGGGAGAUGGUCAGCCAGUGGACAUCGGCCGCGGCCGCGGAUGCUGCUGGUCCAACCGGCGAGGCAGUGCUCCUAUCCUUCCUGACACAGUUCCACCUUUUCCAUGUCAAGGCAGGGUGCUACUUGGCGGCAUCCGAGCUUCGCCCAGCCGGAGUGGCCGGGCUGACGGCCUCCGGUCGACUGUUGACCUGUGUCAAGCGCCCGACCAAGCAGCCCAAUCCCAUUCCCGAGGGUGGGCUCCUCCGCCGGGGCACGCUUGGGCUUUGGGGCCCCGGGGCCCCGGGGCCCGGGGUCCCGGCCACAUGGACUGUGACCGAUGUGCUGGCCGGGGCGUCCAGCGCGGCCACGGUGUCACUGCCCUGUCGGACAACCCUGCCUCUGGGUCAGCGACUGGUGGAAUUGGCGGCGGCCACACUGCGCCUGCAUCGGGGCCUGACCGAACAGCACUCGGCCGCGUCCAGUCCGUGGGCCUGGCUGGUGGGUCGUGUGCCGGCGGCCCUGUACUGGACCGCUCACCAGCACCGCAUGGCCGGGCGGACUGGGGAUCGCCCGGAUUUGGAAGCGGUGCCUGCAAGUGCUUCAGGCAGCUCGGAGAUUCGAUUUGUGGCCAACCGGCCUGCUUGGUUGUUGGUUUUGUUGGUGGUAGCCCUGGUGUAUCCUGGCUGGCGGUUUGUCGAUGCGGUGCUGCAUGCGCGUGGGUGUGGUCCAGAUUGCACGGUCCAUGGUCGGAGCUGGCUCAUCCUUUAUGGCUCGGAGGACUGGGUGGCGGAUGAUGUUCGCCAGCAGGACAAGCUUUACCCGGCGGGGUCCGGGGCGGAUCUCCGGCUUGAGGUGACUCGCCGGGCUGGCUGCCGCUAUCAAACCAGCGAGUGGCUUCGGCGCAUGGAUGCCAGCUGGCUGGGCUGGCUGUGUCACUUCGUGCCCUUUUGUUUGAUGGGUCGGACGCUGUUUGCCCACCACUACCUUGUGGCCCUUUUCUUUGGGUAUCUUCUCAUGGGUCUUGCUUUGCAAAUGGGCUGGGAGCUGGCCCGGCGUCGGUGGGUCGAGAGCGCGGCCACAUCCUCAACCAAUGCCCCGCGGUGGAUGGGCAUGGUUAUUUUCGGCUGCGCCACAGCUUUGGUCGCUGGACUCUUGUGUCAUGGCUAUCUGGCGGCCAAUAGUCUCACCAAUUAGUGGUGGUCCCUCGGAGAGAGCAUCCUUGUGUUGUCUGGAAGCCCUUUCCUGAUAUGGCUCUAAAUAAAUCCCAAGCAGAUGAA